This is a messenger RNA of Acaulospora morrowiae, 253 nucleotides long. The record is from the annotation of a GenBank genome assembly. Lineage: Eukaryota; Fungi; Glomeromycota; Glomeromycetes; Diversisporales; Acaulosporaceae.
CCUUCCGCCUAUGCCCAACCUUUUAGCUAUGAUGCGGAAAGUUCACAGCUGUGUCCAAACUGUUGUAAAUACCCAGCUGCACUCAUUGUUUAACCCAGACUCUGACAUUAUGAGUGAGAAACGAGAAAUCAUAUACUCCAUAUCCUAUGCCCAAAAAUUUCUAACACAUGCAAGGAAUACACAACUGUGUCCACAAUCAUUAGAAUGUUGCGGGGAGUAUGCAGUCAUAUUGCAAAAACACACCAUAAUCUAA